GGUCACGUGAGGCGGAGGGCUGCAUGGUCCUUGCGGAGCAGCACGACGGCGGGAGAGUGUCUGAGGUUUUCAGCCUGAACAGAGUGAGUCCCGAGCAGCAGUCAGACGCAACGACGAUGGAGGCGGACGCCACCGAGCAGCUGAAAGUGCGCCGAGCCGAUGACAAAGGUAGAAGGGAACAACCCAGUAAUAGCCUUGGAUGUUGUGGAUGGAUCUUGGUUAUAAUUUCUUACUUCUUCAUGAUCAUCACUUUCCCCUUUUCCAUCUGGUUAUGCAUUAAGAUUGUCAAGGAGUAUGAACGAGCUAUAAUAUUCAGGCUUGGUCGAAUUCUAGCAGGAGGAGCCAAAGGGCCAGGGUUGUUCUUUGUCCUGCCAUGUACUGACUCCUUUGUUAAGGUGGAUAUGAGAACCAUUUCAUUUGACAUUCCACCUCAGGAGAUUCUCACCAAGGACUCUGUGACAGUCAGUGUUGAUGGAGUUGUGUAUUACCGUGUCCAGAAUGCAAUACUUGCAGUUGCGAAUAUCACCAAUGCAGAUUCUGCAACCCGCCUCUUGGCUCAGACCACUUUGAGAAAUGUACUUGGAACAAAGAACCUGUCUCAGAUUCUCUCAGACCGGGAGGAGAUUGCCCAUAAUAUGCAGACUACCCUCGACGUUGCCACAGAUGAAUGGGGAAUUAAGGUUGAGCGUGUGGAGAUCAAAGAUGUGAAGCUGCCCGUCCAACUGCAGAGAGCGAUGGCAGCAGAGGCUGAGGCAUCAAGGGAGGCCAGAGCCAAGGUUAUUGCAGCUGAAGGGGAAAUGAAUGCUUCCAGGGCCCUGAAGGAAGCUUCUAUUGUGAUCUCUGAGUCUCCAGCAGCACUGCAGCUUCGUUACCUGCAGACCCUCACCACCAUCGCAGCUGAGAAGAACUCCACCAUUGUAUUCCCUCUACCAAUGGACCUGGUGCAAAAUAUUAUGGGGGCAAAAAAGUGACAUAACUAAACUCAAAAUUUGACCACAGUUUGUAUGUAUGUUUUUCCAAUGACACAUUUUGGUUAGAAUAACUUUUAAUUUUUUUCCAUGCAAGGGUACUGGUUUACAUUAGUGAUGGAUUGAUAGUCACACCUUAAUGGACUAUCUUGUCUGACACAUUAUGUGAAUGCUUCCGCUUUGAUCAUUUGUUAAAGCAAAGAUUAAGAAUGUAAUAUAUACAAAGGUGGGCAAAUUCACAGCACACAGUUGUUUUCUAAGACCCGAGCGGACUGUUAAUUUAGCCAUUGCAGUUUUCACAUUUCUGUUGUUCUAGCAUUAACCUAAAUAUUUGAACGUCAAAACUGAGCAGCUUGUUAGCCAUUCAUUCAUAAAGCCAAUACUAUUUGCCACACAUUUAAAAAUUUAACACAGUUGAUUCUUCAUAGUUUGCUGCAGUCGCAAUCCUAAAACCUGUCCAGUCUAAAUGAACCCAUUGUCAUUUAACCCUACACUUAAGAACUCAUGAGGAGAACAUUGGCAUAAGGUAUUUGCUUCCUUUGUGAUGCUGUUGAAUUUUUCGAAAUCUAUAUUGAAACAUUGCCCUCCUACCUGUUUUCUUGGCCAAUUAUACAGCAUAUCUUUAUCUGUGUGUGAAGUAUUCAAAAGAGGACUUCUAUCAAAGCAUGUGGUUUAUUUCCAAAAGCAUUUGAGUUUCUGUUUGUUCUAUCAAACCUACAAAUUUGAUAAAAUCUUGUGCCUGCUGUUUUGCCUGUAACAACAUAUCAGAUGUGUGGAAAGGAGCUAACUUGACUUAAACCAUCCUAAGCAUCAAGAUUUCCUCAAAUAAUCCUCCAUGCAGAAAUUUACAACCUUGUAACAAUCUGCAGAGCAUGCCUGGUUUGUGGUUUUAAUGUGCAGUACAUGUUACUAUUUUCUGUACAGUAGAUUUGAGACAAUGGUUUAGUCUACUUAUUGAGGUCCGCCCACCAAUCUGUGAGAGAGAGGUUUGCUCAUUAAAACUGGCUGAAAAAUCUCUGUACUGGCAGUUCACUUGGCUACUGUAGGGUUUGGCUGUAUGUCACUUGAUUAGCACUUCACACUGACCAAUCAGUACAGCAGCUUGAUGAUGUGUGACAAAAGCAGCUCGUAUGUGUGAACAUUUUAAGCUAUGUCAAGAAGUUGGGGGGGGGGUGUUAAAUCUCAGUUUCUUUCCAAAUGAUUUUUAGUUCCUCUUCAAACAAGUUUAUGUGAUUGGGGAACUACUCUGUGAGCAACUUUGCCAGAAUGAUUUCCUUCUAAACUGUCCAGCAAAUGUUUUGUUUGAGUUGUCAUAUUCCAGCCAUCUGCAUCAGGUUAAGUUGAAUGUGACCAUGUAUCUGCAUGUAUAUGUUUGGGCCAUUGCCCAUUAAACUCGUGUCUGGGAUGAGUGGCACAUACAUGAACAACACAAGAGACAUUUAAAGAUCCCUGUCUCUCUUACUGAAGUCUAAUUGUUGCAAAUUUGUUGCAUUAAGUAUCUUUUCUAGGGUUAGUCUCCAUUGCAAGUUGACAUGGAAAUUGAAACUGAGUAAUGCAUUAUCUCACCAUUGCCCAUGAGUUUCAAUAAGGAAGACCUACAGUGCAGAUAAACACCAAGUCUAACACUGGAAUCCACCUAUGGGGGCAGAUGGUUGGGUAAUGGGAAACUGUAAUAAUGUAAACACUGCACUGGUCAAACCUGACCCCAUGAUUACGAAUGUAAACGCUGGUAGGGUUGCCUGGGUAAAUACGUUCAAAUUGUGGUCAGGGCUUUAAUAAUCCUGAAGAGUGUGACCAAAUGCAUGAACCCAAGUUUAAGUGGUGGCUCGAAGGUCAGUAUAGUCAUGUUGACCUCGUGUUCAGAGAGGGAAUUUUAGACGGGCCUCAUUGCAAAAGGAAAAACUUAUUUAAGAAAGGGUUUCAUUUAAAAAGUAAAGUCUGCUUUGAUUACUUCAUAAUAAGUGAUGUUGCUGUAGGAGCUUUGUGGUUAUUUUAGUAUCAAUAGUAAACUGAGUUUUACUGUGAAAGCCUGAUACCAUAGCAGUUUUAGUCUCUAUAAAAUGAGCACUGAUUAAAUACUCAAAGCAAAACAGAAAACACAUGCUAGAAAUCUGAAAUAAAAGCAGAAAAUGCUGGGAAUACUCAGCAAGUCAGGCAGCAUCUGUGGAGAGAGAAACAGUUAACCCUUUCAGAUGGAUGGCAUUUCAUCAGAACCAAAUUAAAUACCUGCAGUCAAAAGAAUGUACCUGUACAGAAUGGCUGCUUUUGAGAACAUAUCAUUCCCAUCUUAAACUAUAGCAAUGGUAAGGAAUUUCCCUUCUUCAUACUUGGAUAUCAGUGCUAAUGGUAGGAGUGUGAGUUAAUCAGGUGGUGUGAAAUAGCUUUGUUCAUUUCUGCUUGAUCUAAAUCACUGUGUUCCAUGUCUGUUUCUCAACCAUGGAAUACAUUGGAUCUUCGUAUUUAAAUAUUUUUGGAAUAAAUUUGUUCAAUGGUGGCGUGAUCAAGGAUUUGUCCAUGCACAAAUAAGCUUUUUAAGAAUGGAUAAAUAUUGGCAUUGGGCCGGAUGUUUUUAAUACCUUGUCCCAUUUUAACUCAAGAUCUUGAGUCCAGCCCUGGUCAAGUCUACACUGUGGUUGCAAUGCAAAAUGAGUUUAGACUGUUCAGCAGCCAAGGUGGCAAACUAGCUCAGUCCAUAAGUGGAAAAUGGAAUGAGGUCAGCCUGUAGAGUGUGUCUACUGCUGUAAAGUAGGAGUUUAAGAUGCAUUGUUGGAGCAGGGGACAUUUGCUCUCUAUCUAGCCGAGAGAUAUUUCUCUGAAAGCACUUGGUGCUAAUAUUCACCACAAUUUUUAAAAAAAGACAUAUCUGCAGAUCUUUUUCAUGAACUUGCCUUGUCAAUAUUUUGAAUCCCUCAAUUAGAGUUAAUCCAACCUGCACUAGACUGGUGUCUUUUCACAUUGAUUUACAGGUGACCAUUCUCACACCUUUUUUUGUCUGUUUUUAAAUCCAAUUUGGACUGAAAUUAGCCCAGCCCGAGAGUGAGUGGGUCCCAAGUACAAGGUAAAACCUGCUAUUCAAGAAAGCUGAGGCUACUUGUAUUUACCUUGAGUUACCAUAUAUUGAUCAAGGCAGGGUUUUAGAGGCCUUACAACACAAUGCUAUACGCUGUAUAAUUUUACCACUCUUGAAGUUUAUGAAUGUAAAUUCAAUAAUAUUUUAGAAUGUAAUCAAUAUGUAAUAACAAGGCUUUUCUUCCAGAAAUUCUUUUCUUUUUCACAUUAAUGUGUAAAAGCAUGUUCAAUAUGGUAGUAGUAUACUUUUAUAAUUAAGCUUGCAAUGCACUUAAUAAAUGUUAUCAAUCAAAGUCUCCAUUA
Pristis pectinata (smalltooth sawfish) is the source of this 4340-nucleotide messenger RNA. It is a transcript of the gene stom, whose product is annotated as stomatin. The coding region runs from base 24 to 971 and encodes 315 amino acids. Lineage: Eukaryota; Metazoa; Chordata; Chondrichthyes; Rhinopristiformes; Pristidae. The transcript is spliced from 7 exons. Gene Ontology annotation, cellular component: plasma membrane. The record is from RefSeq and is a predicted model, not a curated record.